AUGCGGGAGCCCCGCGGGCCGGAGGAGUCGGCGUCCGGCUGCGCGGCCCCGUGCCUGGCGUCCUGCUACGCGCAGCGCGUGCUGCAGGCCCUCGACGCGUUCCGUCGGAGCGGCACCCUCACCGACGUGGUGCUGCGCGCCGGCGGCCGCGACUUCCCGUGCCACCGCGCCGCGCUCAGCGCGGGCAGCGCCUACUUUCGCAGCCUCUUCGCCGCCGGGCGCCCGGAGCGAGGCCUGGCCCUCGUGCCCGUGGAGGCGCCGGGCGCGGAGCCGGCCGGGGCGGCGGCGGCGCUGGCCGUGGUGCUCGACUACGUGUACGGCGCGGGCGUGCGGCUGCGCGCCGAGGACGAGGCGGCCAACGUGCUGGCGCUGGCCGAGCGGCUGGGCGUGGCGGGCCUGCGCGACGUCUGCGCGCGCUUCCUCGAGGGCCGCCUGCGCGCGCACAACAGCCUGGCGCUGCGCCGCGUGGCCGCCGCCUUCUCGCUCGCGCCGCUGGCCGAGCGCUGCGGCCGCGUGCUGCGCCAGGCCUUCGCCGAGGUGGCGCGCCACGCCGACUUCCUGGAGCUGGCGCCCGACGAGGUGGCGGCGCUGCUGGCGGACCCCGCGCUGGGCGUGGCGCGCGAGGAGGCGGUGUUCGAGGCGGCCAUGCGCUGGGUGCGCCACGACGCGCCGGCGCGCCGUGGGCAGCUGCGGCGCCUGCUGGAGCACGUGCGCCUGCCUCUGCUGGCGCCUGCCUACUUCGUGGAGAAGGUGGAGGCCGACGAGCUGCUCCAGGCCUGCGGCGAGUGCCGCCCGCUGCUGCUCGAGGCCCGCACCUGCUUCAUCCUGGGCCGAGAGACGGGCUCGCUGCGGGCCCGGCCGCGCAGAUUCAUGGACCUAGCCGAAGUGAUCGUGGUCGUCGGCGGUUGUGACCGCAAGGGUCUCUUGAAGCUGCCGUUCGCCGACGCCUACCACCCAGAGAGCCGGCGCUGGACGCCGCUGCCCAGCCUGCCUGGCUAUGCACGCUCCGAGUUCGCCACCUGCGCUCUCCGCAACGACGUCUACGUCUCAGGAGGCCACAUCAACAGCCGUGAUGUGUGGAUGUUUAGCUCCCAUCUGCACACCUGGAUCAAGGUAGCCUCGCUGCACAAGGGCAGGUGGAGGCACAAGAUGGCGGUCGUGCAGGGGCAGCUGUUUGCGGUGGGCGGCUUCGACGGCCUGCAGCGCCUGCGCAGUGUGGAGCGCUAUGACCCCUUCUCCAACACCUGGGCGGCCGCCACGCCCCUCCCAGAGGCCGUGAGCUCUGCGGCGGUGGCGCCCUGUGCCGGCCAACUCUACGUGAUCGGGGGCGCCGGGCAGGACGGCAUGAACACAGACAAGGUGCAGUGCUUUGACCUCAGAGAGGACCGGUGGAGCCUGCGGUCACCAGCACCUUUCUCACAGCGGUGCCUCGCCGCCGUGUCCCUGGAGGAUACCAUCUAUGUGGUGGGCGGCCUCAUGAGCAAAAUCUUCGCCUACAACCCUGGCACCGAUGCCUGGGGGGAGGCUGCAGCUCUCCCCAGCCCCGUGGAGAGCUGUGGCCUGACUGUGUGUGAUGGGAAGGUCCACAUUCUUGGCGGACGGGAUGAUCGCGGGGAAAGCACCGACAGAGUCUUCACCUUUGACCCCAGCAGCGGACAGGUGGAGGCCCAGCCAGCCCUGCAGCGCUGCACCAGUUCCCACGGCUGUGUCACCAUCGUCCAGAGCCUGAGCAGGUGACUCAGGCUGGGACAGCCCAAGCCAGGAGCAGAGAGGCAGAGGGGAUUCAGGCGCACCACUCUGCGCCCCUCCCGACACUGCCCUGUAAAUAGCCCCUUAGUGCUCCUUUUUUGUAGA
Messenger RNA from Lepus europaeus (European hare), 1854 nucleotides. It is a transcript of the gene KLHL35, whose product is annotated as kelch like family member 35. The transcript has 6 exons. NCBI's taxonomy places the organism in Eukaryota, Metazoa, Chordata, Mammalia, Lagomorpha, Leporidae. Bases 1 to 1737 code for a protein of 578 amino acids. The record is from RefSeq and is a predicted model, not a curated record. Gene Ontology annotation, molecular function: protein binding.